AUGGCGGUCGGUGAGAGGCAGCGGGAGAGUGGGAGCCGGCGGCGAGCAGGCGGGCGAGUGCUGGUGCUGCUGCUGGGCGCUUUGCUGCUGGGCUUGUGCUGCCGGGCGGCGGCGGCGGCGGCGGCGUCGGAGCGGAUCCGCUACGCCAUCCCCGAGGAGCUGGGCAGAGGGUCGCUGGUGGGGCCGCUGGCGCGGGACCUGGGGCUGAGCCCGGCGGAGCUGCCGGCGCGCAAGCUGCGUCUCAGCGCGGAGAAGCAAUACUUCGGCGUGAGCGGGGAGAGCGGGAACCUGUACGUGAGCGAGAGGCUGGACCGGGAGGAGAUGUGCGGCGAGUCGGCGUCCUGCUCCGUCAGCUUCGAGGCGCUGGUGCAGAACCCGCUCAACGUUUUCCACGUCGAGGUGGCCAUCCAGGACAUCAACGACAACGCGCCGCGUUUCCUGCAAGACAAUUUCCAGCUGGAGAUCAACGAGUUGACUCCUCCCGGCGCCCGCUUUGCCUUGGGAGUCGCCGAGGACGCGGACGUGGGCAGGAACUCGCUCUUCGGGAAAAUUCCGGCCAAGGUGCUUCAGAAGUUCGAGGUGGACGCGGAGAGCGGGACAAUGACGCUGCGGGAGGCGCUGGACUUCGAGGACACGCGAGCCUUCAUCCUGGCCGUGGAGGCGCGAGACGGGGGCGGUCUGGUGGCUCACUGCAAGGUGGAGGUGGAGGUGCUGGACGUGAACGACAACGCGCCCGAGAUCACGGUGUUGUCGGUGUCGAGCCCGGUGCCCGAGGACGCGCCCGCCGGCACCGUGGUGGCCCUGCUGAACGUGAACGAUCCGGACUCCGGGGAGAACGGUCAGGUGUGGUGCGAGCUGUCGGGCGAGGCGCCGCUGUCGAUCGUGGCGUCGUCGGGCGGCUCGUACAAGGUGGUGACGGCGAGCGCGCUGGACCGUGAGCAGGCGUCCGAGCACCGCGUGACGGUGGUGGCCAGGGACCGGGGCAGCCCGCCGCUGUGGAGCCGCGCGUCGCUGGUGCUGGAGGUGUCGGACGUGAACGACAACGCGCCGGUGUUCGAGGAGGCGGCCUACAGCGCGUACGUGGCGGAGAACAACGCGGCGGGCGCGUCGGUGGUGCGCGUGCAGGCGCGGGACGCGGACGCGGGCGCCAACGGCCGCGUGAGCUACUGGCUGGCGGGCGGCAGCGCGGGCGCGGCGGCGUACGUGUCGGUGGAGGCGCGGAGCGGCGCGGUGUACGCGCAGCGCUCCUUCGACUACGAGCAGUGCCGCGAGUUCUCGGUGGCGGUGCGGGCGCAGGACGGCGGGGCGCCGGCGCGGAGCUCCACGGCCACGGUGCGCGUCUUCGUGCUGGACCGCAACGACAACGCGCCGCGCGUGCUCUGGCCGGCGCCGGGAGACGCGGCGGCGGCGUCGGGGGCGUCGGGAUCGUCGUCGCCGUCGGGGCCGUUCGAGGUGGUGCCGCGCUCUGCCGAGGCCGGGUACCUGGUGGCCAAGGUGGUGGCGGUGGACGCGGACGCGGGGCGCAACGCGUGGCUGUCGUACGAGCUGGUGCAGGCGUCGGAGGCGGCGCUGUUCCGCGUGGGGCUGCACAGCGGCGAGGUGCGGACGGCGCGGGCCGUGUCGGAGAGGGACGCGGCGAAGCAGCGGCUGGUGGCCGUGGUGAAGGACCACGGGCAGCCGGCGCUGUCGGCCACGGCCACGCUGCACGUGGUGCUGGCCGAGAGCUUGCAGGAGGCGCUGCCGGAGCUGAGCGAGCGGGCGGCGGGCGCCGACUCGCCGGCCGAGCUGCAGUUCUACCUGGUGCUGGCGCUGGCGCUCCUCUCCGCCCUCUUCCUGCUCAGCGUGGCGCUGGCCGUGCUGGCGCGGCUGCGCCGGGCCGGGCCGCCCGCCGUCCUGCGCUGCCUGGGCGCGCAGCGCUUCUCCGUGGCCGGCGCCGCCUUCCCGGCCGACUUCUGCGAGGGCACCUUGCCCUACUCCUACAACCUGUGCGUGGCGCCGGGACGCGCCCUCGCCCAGCCCGCUUGGCCCUCGCCGCCGCCUCUGCCCGUCGUGCCCGCGGAGGAUCUGCUGGGCGCGGAGCCCUGCGGGAAGCCGAGCCCGAGCAUCAGCGCCGGCGCGGGAGAGCCGCCCGCCGACCCCGACGCCCCGCAGGUCUGUAAGCCCGCGCGCUCUCCCUCUUUUCCCUGAGCUGUGCUCA
This is a messenger RNA of Calidris pugnax (ruff), 2197 nucleotides long. RefSeq names its product protocadherin gamma-B5-like. Lineage: Eukaryota; Metazoa; Chordata; Aves; Charadriiformes; Scolopacidae. Gene Ontology annotation, cellular component: plasma membrane. Gene Ontology annotation, molecular function: calcium ion binding. The coding region runs from base 1 to 2187 and encodes 728 amino acids. Gene Ontology annotation, biological process: homophilic cell-cell adhesion. The transcript has 2 exons. The record is from RefSeq and is a predicted model, not a curated record.